GACUGAAGUUGAAGCACUUUUCUUCAUAUUUUUUUUUACCUUGUUUCCAUGGCUUUCACUCGUUCAAAAUCUGUAAGAUUUCAGGAUGAUCUUGAGACUGCUAGCUUUGAAUUGCCCAAAAGGAAAAAUGAAUUUAUGUCCAUCCUUAAGAUUGGUGCAAUGCAAAUACCUCAGCCAUGCUCGGAAAAUGCUCGGAAUGAUGAAAUAGAUAAGUCCUUGCAGGAAAGGGAACUGUCAAGAGUCUUCUCUGAGGAUUAUGAUGGACUGCAGAAGAAGAUAUUUGAUCCUCGGGGACCUGUCAUAAGCCGAUGGAACAAAAUCUUCUUAGUAGCAUGCUUGAUUUCUCUCUUUGUGGAUCCACUCUAUUUUUACUUGCCAGGGGUCAAGGGACAUAUGUGCAUUGAUCUGUGUUCAUCCCUUGAAGUAGCCCUCACUGUCACACGGUCGAUGGUUGAUGCAUUCUACAUGAUUCAGAUUUAUGUUCGGUUUCACACUGGUUACGUCGCUCCAUCGUCUCGUGUUUUUGGGAGAGGAGAGCUGGUAAUAGAUCCUUCAAAGAUAGCUUCAAGAUACCUUCUCAAAGAGUUCUGGCUUGAUCUUUUGGCUGCUGUACCCCUUCCUCAGGUGUUGGUUUGGGCAGCAAUCCCAGGCCUACAUGGAUCAUCAACAACUCAUUUAAAGAAUUUUAUCCGCUUCAUAAUCAUUUUGCAGUACCUGCUAAGGUUGUAUCUUAUCUUUCCGCUCUAUUCACAAAUUAUAAAGACCACUGGGCUUCUGACCGAAACAGCAUGGGCUGGGGCAGCCUACAAUCUGAUGCUUUUCAUGUUGGCAAGCCAUGUGCUAGGUUCCUGUUGGUACCUUUUAUCGAUCGAGCGGCAGGAAGAAUGUUGGAGAGAAGUUUGCAGUCUGCAGCACCCACAUUGCAACUAUGCAUUUUUUGACUGCCGUGCUAUGGAUGAAUCUGGCAGAGCUGCCUGGUUCAACUCAAGUAAUAUCCAAAGUCUCUGUGAUCCAAAUGGCAAAUUCUUCUUGUUCGGCAUUUAUGCUGAUGCGCUGAAAUUUCGAGUUACAACCUCCAGGUUCUACACCAAGUACUUCUACUGUUUUUGGUGGGGCUUGAGGAAUCUGAGCUCUUUAGGACAGAAUCUUCUCACUAGCACUGCUGUUGGAGAAAUAAUUUUUACAAUUAUCAUUGUGAUUCUUGGGCUGGUGCUUUUUGCAUUGCUCAUUGGGAAUAUGCAAGGGUACCUCCAAUCCACAACCGUGCGACUGGAAGAAUGGAGAAUUCAGCGAACCGAUACCGAACAAUGGAUGAGUCACAGGCAGCUACCGCAUGAAUUGAAGCAGAGUGUACGAAGGUAUGAGCAGUACAAAUGGAUCGCAACUCGGGGAGUCGACGAGGAAGCCAUUCUCGAAGGCCUUCCCGUAGAUCUCCGAAGAGACAUCAAGCGCCAUCUCUGCCUCGAUCUAGUUCGCCGCGUACCCCUAUUUGAUCAGAUGGAGGAGAGAAUGCUUGAUGCCAUUUGCGAAAGGUUAAAACCUGCUCUGUGCACCCAAGGCGCGUGCGUGGUUCGCGAGGGCGACCUCGUCCACGAGAUGCUUUUCAUAAUCCGAGGCCACUUGGAUUCCUACACCACCAACGGCGGCCGCACCGGCUUCUUCAACUCCUCCUGCAUCGGCCCCGGCGACUUCUGCGGCGAGGAGCUCCUCCCGUGGGCCCUCGACCCCCACCCCACCGGCCUCCUUCCUUCCUCCACCCGUACCGUCGAAGCCAUCUCCGACGUCGAGGCUUUCGCGCUCGUCGCGGAGGACUUGAGGUUUGUGGCGUCGCAGUUCCGGAGGCUGCACAGCAAGCGGCUCCGGGACACGUUCAGGUUUUACUCGCACCAGUGGAGGACUUGGGCGGCAUGCUUUAUUCAGGCAGCGUGGGUUCGGUUUAAAAGGCGGACGGAGGCGGCGGAGCUCAGGGCAAGGGAGAGGCCGGCGACCGAUUUGGCCAAACCGGCAGCGGCGGAACGAAUGGACGCGUCCUUCAGAUCAUUGGGGCAGAGUAGCUUAAGAAUGUAUGCUGCAAGCGGGCCCGGGGGAAGCGAUUAUCACAUGCGCGGAUCGCUGCAGAAGCCUGUGGAGCCAGAUUUUACGGCUGAGGAAGAGUGAAAGCAGAAAUUUCUAGGAUGAAGGGGGCAUUUGAACUUUGACGGAGAGUGCGAGAUUGUCUAGGGAGUAUGCAUUUUGCCGUCUAUUGGAGAUAAAAUUCAACGGACACACCACAAGCCAUGCCAUGCGUACUUUGGAACAGCUGAUUUAUUACUGUUGAUUUUCAAAUAGCUUAUGUAUAGGAGCAGAUGAUUUGUUUGUUAGCAUUUUUAUAUUAUUUUAAAUUUUUAAAUAAGUUGUGUAUAGGAGGAGAUUAUAGAUAGUUUGAUUUUCGAAUAACUCUUUUGUAUAUGAGGAGAUUAUGGAUAGUUUAUCUAUAAAUCUUAUACUUUGUGUAUGCUUCAUUUUA
Molecule: messenger RNA, 2506 nt
Organism: Malania oleifera
Lineage: Eukaryota; Viridiplantae; Streptophyta; Magnoliopsida; Santalales; Ximeniaceae
Product: protein CNGC15b-like
Exons: 7
Coding region: 49-2157 (702 amino acids)
Biological process (GO): transmembrane transport; potassium ion transport
Cellular component (GO): membrane
Molecular function (GO): voltage-gated potassium channel activity
Source: RefSeq, a predicted model, not a curated record